Molecule: messenger RNA, 2847 nt
Organism: Fusarium subglutinans
Lineage: Eukaryota; Fungi; Ascomycota; Sordariomycetes; Hypocreales; Nectriaceae
Product: oligosaccharyl transferase complex subunit OST4
Exons: 8
Coding region: 1-2847 (948 amino acids)
Cellular component (GO): membrane; oligosaccharyltransferase complex
Source: RefSeq, a predicted model, not a curated record
AUGAAGCCUUUCGCCAUCACCACGGCGCUCUUUAGCUUCAUAUCUGUCGCGCUCGCUGGCGCAACUACAGACUCCAAGACAUCAAAGGUCAUCCUGCCCGUCGACUUCAAGCCUCCACAGGUUUUCAAGAACGCCAAUUUGGUGCAUGUCAUCUCUCUAGAGAAGACCUACGUAAAGGAACAGAUCAAUGUCCUCGUCGAGAACGUUGCAAAGGAGCCGCAGACAGAGUACUAUGUGCCAUUUACUACCGAACAGCUUCCUCGUAUAGGAGGUUUCGAGGUUAAGGAUCGUAAGGAUGCGAACGCCGGACCGUUCGUGGCCGAAAUUGUCGAGUACGAUCCUCUCAGUGAUGUUCAGUACUAUCGUAUCCGACUGCCCACGCCGCUCAAGCCUGGUGCUCAACAAACACUCGGAAUCACCUACUAUUACCUGAAAGCCUACACUCCUCUCCCCGUAGCCGUUUCCCAGGACGAUGACCAAUACCUGAGCUUCAACUUUUCCGUUUAUGCGCCAUCUGCCUACAUCACGAAGAAGCAGAAGACCGAGAUCAAGGCUGCUUCGGCCGAUGUCCCCGAUUAUACAAAACUUCCAGGCAGUGGCGAGGCCAAGGAGUUUCCUGUAAAGCAGGGCACCAAGCUCAUCUAUGGUCCCUUCGAUGAAAAGCCCGCCGGUGCUGUCUCCCCUGCAAACGUUCGCUUUCAGUUUACCAAACCGGUUAUUCAUGUCAAGGAGCUCGACCGUUUGAUUGAAGUCAGCCACUGGGGCGGUAACAUCGCCUUCGAGGAGCACUACGAGAUGUAUCACGGCGGUGCCAACCUUUCUGACAACUUCGAUCGAAUCAAAUAUUCUCAGCAUUCGUUGUACCGUCAGCAUGGGGUUGCAGGAGUUCGACCUUCGCAUUACCUCGACCAAUUGCGAAUUCCUCUUCCAGGCGGAAGCGUGGACGCCUACUAUACAGAUGUGAUCGGCAACGUCACAACGUCUACUUGGCGAACCGACAACCGAGACGCUCUUCUUGUUCUAAAGCCGCGAUACCCUCUUUUUGGUGGAUGGAGGUACCCUUUCACUAUUGGGUGGAACUCCGAUGCUUCUAACUUCCUGCGAAAGACCGUCACUGGUAGUUUCGUACUCCGGAUUCCUUUCAUCGAAGGCCCCAAGCAGCCAGAAGGCGUUGAGUAUGAGCACAUCAACGUCAAUGUUCUCCUUCCAGAAGGCGCCGAGAACGUCAAGUUUCACACCAACAUUCCCGAAUCAUCGAUCGUAUCUACCUCGGUUGAUCUGACCAGAACCUACCUCGAUACUGUCGGCAGAACAGCCGUCAGCAUCAAGGCGCGAAACCUGGUUGAUGAGUUCCGAGACCGCCAACUUAUCAUCUCUUACGAUGCGCCUCUCUCGAGCGCUCUUCGAAAACCUUUGGUCAUCUUUGCCAGUGCCAUGGUAGUAUUUGUCACUACCUGGGCAUUGGGCCAGGUGCAGUAUGUGUGGAGGGACUGUGUCUCCCAGUUGAGCCUGAGAUGGGUGGGCGAGACAGGCUCCGAAUGGCCACCCUGGCUGGGGACCCUCUCCUUGUCUGCGCCAGGUUCUGACAGCAUGGCUACGGCCAGUCUCACUCUCGCCGAACAAACCCUCAAACAACCACCAGGAUGUGUUUCGGCAGUGAACCCAAGUCCAGGACCAAGUACUACUAUCACGAAGAGAUUACACCUUCUAGACGAUACACAGGUCAUCAUCACCAUCACCAUCACCACCAUCACUCACGCUCUCCCCGAGCAAGCUACACCAGUGUCUCUAGACGGUCCUACAGCCACAGCCCACGAAACAGUGGCACUGUUGUCUAUGAGCGCUAUUGAUCGUCUGAAGGCACCAAUGCUGAAUUGUAUAGUAGUUAUCCUUCGUCAAGUCUUCAACAUGAAUCGUGCACUCUCCAUUCGAUCCAACAAAUCCAAGGGCAACUCUGGCACUGGUGCCGGAGCCAAGCGCCCAGGUUUCUCGUUCAACUCACUUCGCGGCCAGGUCCAACCUGAGCUGUCCCGUAAGCUCUUCCGCCUCAUCAAAUCGGAGAACAAUCUCAUCAGCGCCCAUGAGACCGCCGGCCGUGAGCGGGUUUCCAUCGCGACUCAGUUAUCCGAAUGGGGUGAGCAUACCGGAGAUGAGAGUAUUAGUGAUAUAUCGGAUAAAGUGGGAGUUAUCCUAAGCGAAAUGGGCGAGCAGGAGGACGCAUAUGCUCAUGCUCUUGACGAUUCUCGCGCCGAACUCAAGGCUAUUCGAAACACAGAGAAGAGCGUGCAACCUAGCCGCGAAAAAAAGGACAAGAUUGCCGACGAGAUCCAGAAACUGAAGUUAAAGGAGCCUGGCAGCACAAGGUUGCCUGUCCUCGAGCAGGAAUUGGUGAGAGCUGAGGCUGAGAACUUGGUGGCGGAGGCCCAAUUGACCAACACCACCCGACAAAAGCUCAAGGAAGCCUAUGUUGCUGAGUUCGCUGCAACCAUCGAGCGUGCCGAAAAGCAGAUCAUGCUAGCCAAACAUGGCCGCCGUCUGUUGGAGCUUCUCGAUGAUUCGCCUGUGGUCCCUGGCGAUACGCGAGUACCUUAUGAACACUCCUCCCUGGCACGCCAAAUCCUAAAUGAUGCUGAGGAUGACCUUCGAGGGUGGCGACCUGAGGCCGAGGGCUUUUCCACUCCAGUCCAAAGUCGAUCGCCAACCCUUGAGGGAAAUGGAAAGGAGCCUCUGGCUUCGGAAGGCAAUUUGUCUCCCGUCCAGUCUGAGGCAGCUACAGUUGAAUCCGGCACUUCUCCUUUGGAGCAACGGGGUACCAAGUCUUCUGUCUAUGCUGAGGUCGCUGGCUAA